This is a messenger RNA of Gordionus sp. m RMFG-2023, 1485 nucleotides long. RefSeq names its product zinc transporter 6-like. Lineage: Eukaryota; Metazoa; Nematomorpha; Gordioida; Chordodea; Parachordodidae. Gene Ontology annotation, biological process: zinc ion transport; transmembrane transport. Gene Ontology annotation, molecular function: monoatomic cation transmembrane transporter activity. Gene Ontology annotation, cellular component: Golgi apparatus; membrane. Bases 57 to 1289 code for a protein of 410 amino acids. The record is from RefSeq and is a predicted model, not a curated record. The transcript has 7 exons.
CUCUAGGCUAAGACACAUCUAAAAACACAUGGCUGAAUUUUGAGUGGAACGCAAUCAUGAUACUACGAUCGAUAUUUUUAUUUCUUUAUGAUAUAUUGAAAUCACCGAAGGAUAAAUAUUUACGCAUUUGCUUUGCUUGGCUAGUAUGUCACUCAAUUAUAAUGUUUUAUGUAGCUUCUAUUGCUCACCACACAAACUCCUUAAGCCUAAAAACUUAUGGACAUUUGAUAUUUUUUGAUAUUAUGAGAAUAAUUACUUUAUUGGUAUCAGGAUGGUGCAGAAAACAAAAAUCAAGUUUAUCUUACACAUAUGGAUAUGACAGAUAUGAGAUUGUAUCUGUAUUUGUAACUGUCAUAUUAACACAGUUUGCAUCAUUUUUUACUUUAAAGGAUUGCUUUGAACGGUUUAUAAGUCUAUUUGAAGAUUCGCCACAUUCUGCUCAUGAUUCACAUUCAUCCUUUUUGGAUAUUAAAGACAAUCGAUUUAAUAUAUGUUUAUUAUUUGGAUUUUUAUCUCAACUUAUAGUGACUUAUGGGUUAAGGUUUUUCCAUUCAAGUAAUCGUAAUCCUUUUGACAAAACAAUAUCUUUUUGUGGAACAAAUCACCUACAAUUACAAUUAAUUGAUAUAUAUCAAAACAUAUGCAAUUAUUUACCAAGUUUUAUGCAAAAGUAUGUAUCACCACACAUAAUUUUAAAUCGACAAACAGGAGUGCUUUACAAAGAAAACAGCAAAGAUAAUCCCAAUAGCACUUUUAACAUAAACGACCCUUUCAACAUUCUCAAUUCUCUUUCCGCCAUUACCCUUUACGUGAUCUUCAAAUUUUGUUAUUCACAUCCUUCACAAAUGGUAUUCCUUAAACCAUUAGGUCCCGAGGAAACUUUAACUACCAUUCCUUUGUCUGUAACCCCGCACAGAAUUAACAUAAAUAAUUCUAUAAUGGAUCUUAUAUGUUGCACGUUCAUAUUAUUGGCUAUUUUUAUAACAUUAUUCCCAAUCGCUAAAAGUACGGCCAAAAUAUUAUUACAAACUUUGUGCCCCGAUUAUACCAUAGGACAACUGGAUAGAUGCCUCCGGGAAGCGUCCAUUUUGGAUGGCGUCUUGGAGUUAACCAACGAGCACUUUUGGGUGCUUUCGUUUGGGCAUACGGUAGGAACGGUCAAGGUAAGAUGCAAAAGAGACGCUGACGAGCAAUUGGUAGCGGCACAUGUCACUGACAAAUUGUCUCCUAUGGUAACGGAUUUAACUGUCGAAAUUGUCAAGGAUUCUUAUGCUCGCAGAAAUUUCUAAAUUAUACAUGUAUUAUUUCUCAUUCAUAACUCCAAAUUCAGUUAGCAUGAAUUUUCGGUGAAGUAUACAAAAUAUGUAUGCUUUAUUUUUAUAAAUUUGGCCGUAAAUUCGCGCUAAAUAUGAAUGCAGGGUUCUUUUUUUAAAUUCAGUCUUAAUAUUUUCUCUUAUUGGGUUGGUAUCAUGGUAUAUAAAAACA